GAAUAUGAAUUUUCAGUUCAUAUUCAACUACAAAUUUGAAAUCAGUGAAGUCAACUAAAGCCUAGAGGUGACAAAUGGGGUGUUUAGGAAUGAAAUACAGCCACACAACCAUCACCUUGAGGUUGCUUCUGCCCAUUCAACAUCCCUAUAAAGCAGAUACAAUUUGUUGUUUAACAUAAAAACUUCAAACAAAACCUGAAAAUGAACAAUCACAAUGAGGCACAAAAGCAAGCAACACAGAGUGAAGUGAUAGUAGUGAUCAUUCCUUUUCCUACACAAGGCCAUCUGAACCAGCUCCUCCACCUCUCCCGUCUCGUCUCGUCGUACUAUAUUCCGGUUCAUUAUGUCACCACUCCUAUCCACUGCCGCCAGGCCAAGCUCAGAAUCCAGGGCUGGAACUCCCUCUCAAGUCCCCUGAUUAAUUUUCAUGAAUUUUCAGUGCCUGCUUUCGACUCCCCUCCUGCGAACCCACACUCUGCCUUCCAGUUCCCUUCACAUCUUGUACCAUCUUUUUUCUCCGCCUUGCACCUCCGAAAACAAGUAGCUCAACUACUAUCAGCUCUGUCUGAAACCACCAAAAGGGUUGUCGUAAUUUAUGACUAUCUGAUUCCCUAUGUUGGUCAAGAUGUGGCCUCUUUGCCAAAUGGAGAGGCCUAUUGUUUUCAUCCCCUCUCAGCUUUUCGGACAUUCUGUGAAACAGUGGGGGAAUCCCGUUUUGAAAUUAUCGAUGAUCAUCUUAUAAAACAGCUUCCUUGUGUAGCACCUACUCUCAGUUCAGAAGUCAUGGAAUUCUUUUCUAAGCAGCGUGAGGAUCUUGUUCAGUACAGCUCGGGUGCACUUUUCAAUACCUGUAGAGCAAUCGAAGCUCCAUUUCUUGAUGUGCUAGCCGAAGAAAAGGGCAGACAGUGGGCUAUUGGACCAUUCAACCCAUUGAAAAUAUUCAAGCCUAAGGAUCCAUCUCACGGACGCCACAAAUGCUUGGAGUGGCUAGACAAACAAGUUCACGAAUCUGUAAUGUAUGUUUCUUUCGGGACAACAACUAGUUUAACAGACGACCAAGUUGAGAGCCUUGCCAUUGGCCUUGAAAAAAGUGGUCAAAAGUUCAUUUGGGUGCUGCGUGAUGCGGAUAAAGGAGACAUAUUUUUAGACGAUGUGAGAGCAUAUAAGUUGCCAAAUCAUUACGAAGAAAGAUUAGAACUAAACGGACAGGGAAUGAUAGUGAGAGAUUGGGCGCCUCAGUUGGAGAUUUUGGCGCAUGCUUCUACCGGAGGAUUUAUGAGUCAUUGCGGAUGGAAUUCAUGUAUGGAAAGUAUUACGAUGGAAGUGCCUAUAGCAACAUGGCCAAUGCAUUCUGAUCAGCCUCACAAUGCCUUGUUAGUGACGGAGGUUCUUAAAAUCGGAGUUGUGGUCAAGGACUGGGAGAGUAGAGAUAAGUUAGUGGAGUCAUUGACGAUUGAGAAUGCUGUUAGAGAGUUGAUGGCAUCGGAGAAAGGAGAAGUGAUAAGGAAGAGAGCAGUAGUGUUGGGUUCGGCUGUCAAGAGAUCUGUUGCCGAUGGUGGUGAUACUCACGUAGAGAUUGAUAACUUCAUUGCUCACAUACGAAGAUAGACGACAGUUUAUCUUAUCAUUUUGGCAAUCCUUUCCAGUUCUCUCUGUGUUUCAUUGAAUUAGCACUUGAUAUUAUUGUUAUUCUAUUUUUGUAGUUCAUGUCACUUUGUUUUGUUAGUGUUUUGCACUGUCAAA
Molecule: messenger RNA, 1743 nt
Organism: Daucus carota subsp. sativus
Lineage: Eukaryota; Viridiplantae; Streptophyta; Magnoliopsida; Apiales; Apiaceae
Product: zeatin O-glucosyltransferase
Exons: 1
Coding region: 202-1608 (468 amino acids)
Molecular function (GO): UDP-glycosyltransferase activity
Source: RefSeq, a predicted model, not a curated record